AAGCACCAAUCCGCGGUGUUCCUCCGGGCGUUUAAAGAGCUCUUUGUGUCAAUCACCCGGUUUUUUUUUCAUCGCCAUAUUGGGCGCCGAAAAGCCUCGCCUUGUUAUUUCUCUUCCCCUUUUUUUACUACGAGCGCAGUUGAUAGGUGUGGCCAUCACGAACGCUGCUUUUGUUUUGAUGCUCGUCGCCUGUCCGUGUUUUUCGCACAUGCAGGGCACCCGGGGUGAGUCUGCUUUCACGCCCGUCGCUUUGGAUCUCGUCAACGCAGGAGGGAACGCUCUGUAACAGCGGUCGGGUUUGUGUUUUAGCCCUCGAACGCCUUAAAAUGUCCAAUGUUCGCUUAUCUAACGGCAGCCCGACGCUGGAACGUAUGGAAGCGCGACUGUCGGAUCAGCCCAAGCCGUCGGCGUGUCGGAACCUGUUCGGUCCGGUGGAUCAUGAAGAGUUAAAGAAGGAUUUCCAGCGGCAGCAGAAGGCGAUGGAGGACGCAUCGGCGGACGCGUGGAACUUCGACUUCUCCACGCACACGCCGCGCGCCGGCGGCAGAUACCAGUGGGACGCGCUGGACAUCCGCUCGGUGCCCGGUUUCUACAGCAGAUCGGUGCGGGCGAAGGGCUCCGAUCUCCACAUAUGCUCCUCUGGGAAUAAUAACGACAUUAACGUGGAUGUUAACGGCAAUCACGACUGUCAGGUAACGGAGCAGAGCGCGGAGACGCCCGAAAAAGACCGAGAGCAGAGGAAAAGAAGCUCUUGUGUCGACUCGUCGUGUCAAAGCAAACGCUCACACAUCUGUGUGGAUGAAGUAACGCGGACGCCGAGAAAACCCAAAAAACCCAGAAAACACCCCAAUCCUACUCUAACAUAAACCAGAGAGGUGAGCACAACUAUUUAUUUACACAGUCACACCCGAGUCAUU
Molecule: messenger RNA, 917 nt
Organism: Carassius carassius (crucian carp)
Lineage: Eukaryota; Metazoa; Chordata; Actinopteri; Cypriniformes; Cyprinidae
Product: cyclin-dependent kinase inhibitor 1B-like
Exons: 2
Coding region: 327-866 (179 amino acids)
Biological process (GO): regulation of cell cycle; negative regulation of cell population proliferation; G1/S transition of mitotic cell cycle
Cellular component (GO): nucleus; cytoplasm
Molecular function (GO): protein-folding chaperone binding; cyclin-dependent protein serine/threonine kinase inhibitor activity
Source: RefSeq, a predicted model, not a curated record